AUGUCGAGGAAGGCGGCGGAGAAGGAGUACCAACAAGUGGUUGUGGCUGUGGACAAAGAUAAAGGAAGCCAGCAUGCUCUGAAAUGGGCAACCGAUCAUCUCCUCAGCAAAGGCCAUACCAUUGUUCUCCUUCACGUCAAACACCGACCGUCUUCUUCUUCUUCAUCGUCUUCCUCUUCUGCCUCUUCUUCUGGUCCUGCUGCUCUCGACGACGAUAAUAGAGUCCCGAUUGAUGGCCAAGCCAGAGAGCUUUUGCUUCCUUUCCGCUGCUUCUGCACCCGUAAAGAUCUAAAAUGCAAUGAAGUUGUCGUGGAGGAUUAUGACAUAGCCAAAGCAAUCGUCGACUACGUGAAUGCGAAUUCCGUUGAUGUCGUGGUGCUCGGCAGCCCUUCGCGAGGCGGCCUCGUUAGAAAGUUCAGGGUGACAGAUGUUCCAAGCAAUGUCUCGAAAUUGGCACCAGAUUUCUGUACCGUUUAUGUUAUUGGCAAAGGAAAGAUCUCAUCAGUGAAAGCCGCUACCGCACCUGUCCCUGCACCGCCUAGACCUGUUGCUGCUGCUGCUGCUGCUGCUGCAGCCUCUCCAGGCCCAGGUUUCUCAAUUCCUGAUCCUGCUUCCAGGGGUUACCAAAGAGCAGAAAGAUCACUUUACCCGCCAGGCUAUCAGAAUGAAGAUGAUUUCAUUAGGUCGCCGUUUGCAAGAGGAAGAGCUUCAAUAGCAAAACUAGCCGAAUCGCCAAUGCCGGAUUCCGACAUCUCUUUCGUCAGCAGUGGAAGGCCGAGCCUCGACUACCACUUUGCAUCCAUGAGCGACGGGGAUGCUCCAAGGCUCUCGACUGGCUCGGAUUUCGACACCAGAAGCACCGGAUCCUCCUACUCAGGAAAUCGGUCCCUCGACCUUUCAUUCCAGGAAAACAUGGAAGCCGAGAUGAGAAGGCUGAGACAAGAGCUGAAGCAAACGAUGGAGAUGUACAGCUCAGCUUGCAAGGAAGCUCUCUCGGCGAAACAACAAGCCAGGGAGCUUCAUCGGUGGAGAAUGGAGGAAGAGCAGAGGCUCGAAGAGGCGAGAAUGAGCGAAGAACAGGCACUGGCUCUCGUCGAGAAGGAAAAGGCCAAAUGCAAAGCAGCACUCGAGGCAGCCGAAGCUGCCGAGAAGAUCGCCCAAUUCGAAGCACAGAAGAGACGAGCCGCAGAAUUGAGAGCCAUACAAGAUGCCGAGGAGAGAAAGAAAGCCGGCAAUGGACUGUCCCAUGGCGGCGGCGCUGAUAUUCGGUACAGGAGAUACGAAAUCGAAGAGAUCGAGUCUGCAACGAAGGACUUCGCAAACAAUUUGAAAAUCGGAGAAGGCGGGUAUGGCCCCGUGUACAGAGCGCAUCUCGAUCACACACCCGUCGCGAUCAAAGUCCUGCGUCCCGACGCAGCUCAGGGAAGGUCUCAGUUCCAACAGGAGGUGGAAGUUUUGUGCUGCAUUCGCCAUCCAAACAUGGUACUUCUCCUUGGAGCGUGCCCCGAAUACGGCUGCUUGGUCUAUGAGUACAUGGCCAACGGUAGCUUGGAAGACAGGCUUUUCAGAAGAGGGAACACCCCGCCUCUUUCGUGGCAACUAAGGUUCAGAAUCGCAGCAGAAAUCGCCACAGGCCUACUGUUCCUCCACCAGACCAAGCCCGAACCGCUAGUCCAUCGUGAUCUCAAGCCCGGUAACAUCUUGCUGGAUAGGAACUUCGUCAGCAAGAUCAGUGACGUAGGUCUGGCAAGGCUCGUCCCUCCGUCGGUCGCUGACUCGGUGACCCAAUACCGGAUGACAUCCACGGCCGGAACGUUCUGCUACAUCGACCCGGAGUACCAGCAGACGGGAAUGCUGGGGGUGAAAUCGGAUAUUUAUUCGCUAGGCGUAAUGCUGCUCCAGAUCAUUACUGCCAAGCCGCCGAUGGGGCUAACCCACCACGUCCAAAGGGCGAUCGACAAGGGAACGUUUGAAGACAUGCUUGACCCUACCGUGCCAGACUGGCCUGUGGAGGAGGCAUUGAGGUUUGCCAGGCUGGCCCUUCAGUGUGCCGAAUUGAGAAGGAAAGACAGGCCGGAUUUGGGGAACGAGGUGUUGCCGGAGCUGAACAGGUUGAGAAUGUUGGCCGAUGAUGUGUCUCCUGCUGGCGGGUUCAGCUAUGGUGGGAGCACAGGGAGCUCGCCUUUGAAUAGUCAGAGUAGUCAGGAUGUGUUCAGUGAUCUUCAGUCUGGUUAUGAUAGCUCCAGAAGCCGGUCUAGUACCUCUUCCUACGGCGGCAGAAGAUGAUGAUGAUGGUGAUCAGACUUUCCAACGACAAUGGAGGAGCUGGAAUAUAUUGUAGUUUGUUCUGACGACACUGGAUUAUGUACUGGGGAAGUAUAGUUUGGUUCAUGAACUUUAUGUUCCAAAAUGUACCGCCUAUAAACGUGUAUAUAAGCCAUGUUUCAUGGAUGAAUACAAUGAUUGAUAUUUCUUCCUAGUAACUAUAUACGAUCAUGCUAAUUUUUAGUUGUCUAACAUGCUAGUUUAUUUUUUUUUAUGUCAAAAGAUAAUUCUUAAUAUCGAGU
Messenger RNA from Linum tenue, 2567 nucleotides. The record is from the annotation of a GenBank genome assembly. Lineage: Eukaryota; Viridiplantae; Streptophyta; Magnoliopsida; Malpighiales; Linaceae.